Cydia amplana is the source of this 3932-nucleotide messenger RNA. Its product is annotated as alpha-mannosidase 2-like. Gene Ontology annotation, molecular function: carbohydrate binding; alpha-mannosidase activity. NCBI's taxonomy places the organism in Eukaryota, Metazoa, Arthropoda, Insecta, Lepidoptera, Tortricidae. The transcript is spliced from 6 exons. The record is from RefSeq and is a predicted model, not a curated record. Bases 52 to 3924 code for a protein of 1290 amino acids. Gene Ontology annotation, biological process: mannose metabolic process; N-glycan processing; protein deglycosylation. Gene Ontology annotation, cellular component: Golgi membrane.
UGUCGUAUUCUGGGCACUAUAUUCCUGUUGCACGCACUACUGGACAUAACUAUGUGCCACGAAAAAACUCUUCGAAAGAUUGUUCGAAACCAAUCCAAAAUGGUACAAAGACCUUUUUACGACAAGAGCGGAAUGUCCGCAACAGGCAUGGCUGGGCAUUCAUAUCUUAACCCGUUAAAUAUCCACCGAGCGAGUUCCAGCAGAACCGUACCCGCGAGGAGCCAGCAUCUCCGUCGUGUGCCCUUGGUGCCUUCGGCAGUAAACAUUACACGCGGAAAAAUAUUCUCCCGAAUGAAGACAUCGCAAGCAGAAAAUUUACAAACCAUUGAACUUAGGUCGGCCAGAAACAUAUUUUUAAAUAGCUCCAAGAUAAUGCCUCAAAUUUUUGACUUGUAUUCCUUAGAAAGUAAUAAAAACAGUGGAAACGACUCGACCUGGGAAAAUAUAAAAGGCAUCCCUCGAAAACCCUCUCCUUUCUUUCCUGCAGUAGACGACAACCACUUGCAAACAAUUGAAGCUCACCCGCAGCCUCCGCACCCGCAGGCGAAGGAAACGAUAGUCAUUCCCAUUCCUGAAAGCCAAGGGAAAUAUGAGACCGACGAUCCGCUACUUGUAAAAGGAAUAUUUCGGGCAAAAGCGCCGACGAGUAUAAAACCCAAUGUAAACAUUGAACCAAAUGUAAACCGGCAAUCACUACUGGAUUAUGAUAGCCAAAAACUUGACUAUUUUAUGGAAGUACCUAUGAAUUUGCCCAGCAACGAUGGUCACAAUAUGUCAAUUGAGGGAUUUCACAUAUGCGCCUCCAUCGAAUCAAUUAGGUCAAAUAUUGACGCACAAAAGAGAUUUACUGAAUUUGAUAUAGAGCCUUCCUGGAUGAGGAAACGAAAUUUUUGGAACAAUAUUUAUAACAGUCGCUACGAAUUUCUAAUGAGAAAUUCAAAGUGGCCGCCAUUGAAGGUUAUACUAGUACCUCGCUCACAUGUUAAUACUAUUUGGAAAAACACUUUUGAGCAUUAUAACAAUAACUCUGCCAACAAAAUCAUUUCUAACAUCGUGAAGAAGAUGAACUUAUAUCCUAACUUAACUUUUAAUUGGAAUGAAAUAUCCCAUUUAAGUAAAUGGUGGAAAACGACCACUCAUAAAAACCGCGCGAGUUUAAGAAAAUUUGUAACAGCAGGAAGAUUAGAAAUAACUACUGGAGGUUGGGUCGAAUCUGACGAAGGAACAACCCAUAUAUUUGGCCUCGUGCAUAAUCUGAUUGAAGGACACCAGUGGCUCGCGGAGCACCUGAACUAUGCGCCGGACGUGGGGUGGCUCACCAACAGUGUCACCCACAGUCCCACACUGGCCUAUCUAUUGUCUGCGUCGGGCAUAACAAAAUUAAUCUUCACCAAUGUUCAUUACUCGUGGGAGGAGUAUUUCGCAGAGUACCAAAUAAGCGACUUCGUUUGGGUUCAAAACUGGAUCAAUGAAGGAUCAUAUUCGUCAGAGCUUAAUAAACUAUUAAAACAAAUAGGACAAGAUCGUUAUCCCAGCAAUUCUGUACUAUCACACUACUUACAGUUUAACACGGACGGAUUUGGAGCAUGUGGGCCAAAUAAACAAUUAUGUACCACUGAUUUCGAUUUCUUCAAACAUGCCCAAUCUUGGCAUAUACACGGAUACAACGUCAAAGAGAAGUCCGAACUCAUUCUCGAGCAAUAUUCCAAGACCGGGACCCUGACACCUCAUAAUGUCAUUAUUGCUCCAAUUGGAGGGCCCCAUCACUUCGCAAAUCAAGAGGAAAUUGAUUACCAGUACAAUAAUUACGAAAAAAUUGCUGAAUUUAUCAACGUUAAUCGCAAUAUUUACAAAGCUACUAUUGAGUUUGGCACGCCAAUGGAUUAUUUUAAGUCAAUCUUAAAAAGAAAUUUAAAGUAUCCAAGUUUGAAAGGAGAUUUUUUAAAUUUUGCCGAUGUGGAAAAUGGCAUCCCGGCGUAUUGGACAGGCUAUUUCACAUCCAGACCUUUACUUAAAAUUUUACUAAGGCGUCUUCAAGCAACCUUGAGAUCUUCAGAAAUAUUGUUUUCAUUUGCGAUAGCUGAUUCGACAAACGACAGCCAAGAUAUUGACGUAAAUAUAAUUGAGCUAUUAACCAAAAGUAGAGAAACCGUCGCCCGAUUAUUAGAUCGCAACGUGAUAGGCGGCACCCUGUCCAGUAAUGUGCUCCGGUACGUGCACGAGAGUAUCUGGACAACGGUGAACGACUGCUGGAAAAUACAGGAGGCCAUGGUUAGUUUGUUCACGACAAAUAAGACGAGAAAAAACCCUUAUUUAAGCAAGUACGUGUAUCGAGACGGUGAGUUUAUAUCAGUAUUUAGAACUAUCAGUCCAGGAGAUAACGUGUUAGUGUUUAAUUCUUUGAGCCAUGAGAGAUACGAGAUAAUAGAACUGUUCACAAAAAUACCAAACAUCCGAAUUGUUGACCACAACAAAAAAGAUGUCGCGGUCCAGGUCAAUCCUGUAUGGAAGUACGACCUUAAUAAUGUUGUAGUUAUAUCUAAACAAUUCUUCAAAAUAAUGUUUGCCGUUCUUAUCCCUCCGUUGACAAUUGAACUCUUCAAAGUAAAGGAAUCUUCUAUGCAGCCACUUAAUACAGCCACGAUAUAUUGCGUACAUUGCAUUGUAGAAGAAGAUAUGAUUAGUGGAUUAUAUUUCCCUUUUACUAUUCAGCCUAUUGAACAUGGGGAUGUUCAGCUGGAAAGUUAUAAGCAUCGCCUAGUAUUUGACGAAAACACUGGGUUUUUAAAAACAGUCGUAGAGAAAGACACAUAUACGGAAAAGCCGGUUGUGAUCAAUUACGGAGCAUUCACAGGAUCUUACGUAAAUUCUGGGAUGUUUUUACUUAACACUAAUACGACAAAACCAAUCCGAGAUAUAUUGAAACCAUACAGAACAACAAAAAUAUUUAUGAUAUUGACAGGACAACUGAUCACUGAAUUUACUUCAGUAUACGGACAACUACUACACCACACUGUGAAAUUAUUUAAUGUACUUAACAGCCCCUUAUCGAGCGCCAUUUUAAUCGAAAGUAAAGUAGAUUUAGACAUAUCACCAAAUAACAGAGACGUAGAAUUAUUUAUGUCAGUACAAACGGACAUUUACAACGGUAAUCCUCCAGAGAUCUAUAUCGAUAAUAACGGAUUUCAAUACACACCUCGUACUAUUAAUGUAACUAGACGCAUUGAAUCUAAUGUGUAUCCUAUAACGACACUAAGCUACAUCCAAGACCGAAAGCAACGGUUAACUGUUAUUACUGACCAUGCCCAAGGAGUGACUGCAAUGCAAGAGGGACAGAUAGUUGUAAUGCUGGACAGGAGGGUCCUCUUCGACGACGGCCGGGGGGUCAAUGAAGGGCUCGCCGACAGGGGCGCUACAUACCAAAGACAUUAUAUCCUACUGGAAAACUUCAGCCAAACAUCUAAGUAUUACCCCGUGCCCCAUUUAAAAUCUGUCCAAUUACCUAGUUUCAAGGCUAAUUAUUUAUCUAAUACUUUCAAUUACGACAUAGACAUUUUUAUAAUAGACAAGAAUGUGACUGGGUAUUGCUUAUACGCUAUCAUUCCUUUAAUUAAGGCGACAUAUCCAUGCGACGUGUUUUUACUUAGUUACAGAACAUUUUUAGACGGCAUGACUUCAAAACGUUCGUCAAAAAAUGUAGGUUUGAUGAUUUUACAUAGACAAAGCUUUACUUGUCAGAUCAAUUAUGAGUCACUAGUGCACUGUGACGUAGAUCCUAAUCUCUCCAUACAGAACAUACUUCCAUCCGCAAGAACAGUUUUUAAAACUAAUUUAGCGGGUACAAACGAGGGUACACGUUUAAAAUAUAUAAAUCUAGAAAUGUUUCAGCCAAUGGAACUCUUAACUUUAAGAAUACAUUCAUGAAACUGUAC